Cetraspora pellucida is the source of this 831-nucleotide messenger RNA. NCBI's taxonomy places the organism in Eukaryota, Fungi, Glomeromycota, Glomeromycetes, Diversisporales, Gigasporaceae. The record is from the annotation of a GenBank genome assembly.
AUGGCACAUAUGAUAACAAUAUAUAUCAGUUUCUUAAUAAUUAUACUAAUAUAUUCAAUUUUCUUGCUCCGACCAUUGUUUGAUAAUUUCGAAGAUUCAACUUUACACAAAGAGUUUAGGUCAUCCAAUCGCACACUUAGCUUUGACCAUAUUUAUGUUAUCCAUCUCGAUCAUAGAACGGAUAGACUUGAAAAAUUAAAUGAACUAUCAUCCUACCUUGGAUUAGACCUUGAUUAUUUUACUGCCGUUUCAAGAUAUAAUGAACGAUUUCUCCGCAAAUUUGGCACCGGAAAUAUGAACCCCUCUCAAAAAGCUUGUUAUUUAAGCCAUCAUUUAAUCUAUAGACAAAUAAUUGAUAAAGGCUAUAAGAGCGCCUUAAUUUUAGAAGAUGAUGUAGACUUUGAACUCAACAUUACUGCUAUUAUGGCUGAUAUUCAUCAUGAACUACCUCUUUUUUGGGAUGUUUUAUACGUAGGUCAUUGCAAUGAACGUAAAGGUGAACUCGUUGGAAACAGCUCGUAUGCCCAUAAAUUAUAUAAGUCUAUGCGGCCCGCAUGUAUGCAUGCUUAUGCCGUUUCGUAUUUUGGUGUUCGCAAGUUAGUUGAAAUGCUUGAUCCUGUAGUUCCAAUUACGGCGAUUGAUAAUUCUCUUCCAGAUUUAAUUUCAAACAAGAAAGUCACUUCAUAUAGUGUUCAUCCACAAGCUAUUGCGCAAUGGAAAGCUGCUGACAAUCCAUCUGAUAUCCCUACAUCAUGGUCAACACACCAUAGUUUAUUGAAUUCAACUUUACACUUUCUUGGGUAUAAGGGGGAUAAUGGCAUUGGUAAAUAA